Temnothorax curvispinosus is the source of this 1518-nucleotide messenger RNA. RefSeq lists its product as uncharacterized. The record is from RefSeq and is a predicted model, not a curated record. The coding region runs from base 1 to 1464 and encodes 487 amino acids. Lineage: Eukaryota; Metazoa; Arthropoda; Insecta; Hymenoptera; Formicidae. The transcript has 8 exons.
AUGAUCGGAGAGUGCGCGAUAAGUGCUAUUGAGUUAAAUAAGACUUGUAGAACUGACGAACCUCCGAAUCGAAUUUAUAUCGACUGUAAUCCCGACCGUCUCGAAGCUUUAUCGUGGUCCGAAACAAUGAACGGCGUGAUUUGGAGUAAAACGCAGAAGACUUUUGUACCAAUUUCCAGCGUGCCGAUAUUUGCUAUGCUACAACAAGAACGUCUUAAACAAAGUCGAGCACUGGAAACCCACAAUUUCCAAUUGCGCAACUUGACUCUAACAUCCUACCAGGAUCCGCAUUUCCUCGAAUUUUACGAUAACGAUACGAAAGUUACAGGACUUUGCGGUGAAUUGUGGACUCUUCUUUCUGCAAAAUUGAAUUUUACAUUACAGCCAAUAAAAUCAAAUGAAACUGGCCUGGGUGCAUCAUCGAAAAACCAUACCAUUUUUGAGCAAGGAUUAUUAAGUAUAAUUUCGCGCAAUGAAACUAUUGCGAUUCCAAAAGUCGAAACUUACAGUGUUCGACGUAUAGCUGUUGAUUUUACAAUGCCUUUAUGGAUGAACAGCCACCGAUUAUAUAUUCAACAUGAGAUAAUACACGACAGCACAUGGAUGGCAAAAGUGUUCUCCUGGAAAAUAUGGUGCUUUGUAUUGGUUAUGUGUCUACUACUGAGCAUAUGUAGUUUUUGGUCACAAAUUAUUCUCGCACGGAUCGGAAAUAAUUGCAGACGCUCGACCAUUAGCGAUCAUAUUUUUUACACCUUUGGAAUGAUCUGCAAUCAAAGCUAUAUUCCCGAUGUUCUUAUUGGAAGAUCAAGAAUAUUUGAAGUAUCGCUGGGCCUCUUUUGUUCUAUAUUGUCGAUGGCAUUUGGAGCUUUGUUAUUCCUUUAUAUAACAAAAAGGAUUAACGUUAUACCGCCAUUCAAUAAUCUAGAAUCUCUGCUGACCGAUACCUCAUAUGACGUUGUUAUUUUGAAAGGUUCUAUUGGAGAUAUCGCGUUUAAGGUAAACCCUAACAAACCUUAUACACUGGUAAGAAGGGCAAAACGCGUCGUCGUUGCAUCAACAAUCGAGGAAAUGUUUAAAUUGACAUGUAUAAAAGGUAAAAAAAAGUAUACCGCACUCCAAGGUGAAGACGAGUAUAAAGCAAGAGGUCAAAUUGGAUGUGAGGUAAUUCCAAUUGGACAAUCUUACUUCAAAAUGUGGGUAGCUUCCGGCAUUGCGAGGAAUUUUAAGUACAAAAGGACCAUCGACCUCGGGAUACUCAGAUUAAAGGAAGUUGGAUUGUGGGAUCAGUUAGUAGAUCGUUGGUUAACGGAGAAAAGUCAGCGUCUUAAUAAUGCCAACGUAGAAGCGAUUGGGAUAGAUCAAGUUUCUUUAGUAAUUUUAAUGAUGUGCUGUGGAAUGAUAACAGCUUUUAUUAUUUUCAUAAUUGAAAAAAUUGUAUAUGCUUAUCAACACAGGCUAUCGUAACUUUACACUAAUGCUAUCAUGAAUAUUUUAAUUAUGUAAUUUUACUUUAUUUGC